This is a messenger RNA of Cooperia oncophora, 327 nucleotides long. The record is from the annotation of a GenBank genome assembly. Lineage: Eukaryota; Metazoa; Nematoda; Chromadorea; Rhabditida; Trichostrongylidae.
AUGCUCCAAACUGUGCAGGUAACAAGGAAUCUUUACUUUCAGCUGAUGGUGCGAGGUAUCAGAAGCGUAGGCUCGUCUGAGGAAGAGACCCAAGUGAUUCGCUUCCUGAAUCCUCUUACGAUUAUCAGUGGUCCCAAUGGAAGCGGAAAAACCACACUCAUUGAAGCUCUCAAUUACAUUACCACUGGAGCACUCCCGUCUGGUAAGCUGGCAUCUUUCGUCCACAGUGUAGAGGUGGGGGAACAAUUUGCUCAUGGUGUGCACCAUAAAAUUCUGGAUGACAUGGGUAUCAACAUAAAUGGAAAUUUCAAGCUAAGAUAUUUCUGA